UUAGGUGUUUGUUGACAAAAACUGAUGGAUUCCCAAAAAACAACCUUUUGUAACGAAAUCUCGCUGAUGAUGUUUGGGUUCGGCGACAGCCACAAGCCGAACCCCGAGACGGUGCGUUUGGUGGAGAGCAUCGUGUUGAAGCAGCUCCGCAUGAUCGUCCAGGAAGCGCUGAAGUACUCCGAUGGUAAGAACCUCAAAGGCAAGGAGUUGGUGUUCCUAAUGCGGCACAAUAAGCACAAAAUGCGCCGCUUUUUCCAAUAUUUGAAAAACAAGCAACUCAAACAGCAACUCCAGUCGUUGAACUCGGGGGUCAUUGAAAUUGACAGAGAUCCCAUACCGAAGAACGAGCUAAUGAAGUUUAUCGAGUACAUAGACGAGACGGGAGAAUUCACCGAUUUAUCCGAAGUUGAUGAAGUCAAACAGUCGAGGAUGCUGAGGGCUGAUCGCAUAUCUCAAGCCCUGGACGAGAAGAGGUAUUUGGAGUUUUGCAAAGCGAGAGCCACCUCGUUUUGCAGUAGAGAUAUCACGGCCCGAAACUCCGAAAAAUUAAGACAGUGGAUUGACCCGAAAAAGGAAAUUAAUUUCAGCACUAAUGCUAUGGUGGUUUUGUCGUAUUUGGGGUACCAGACAGUUGCUGAGAUAACCGAUUAUGCGUUGCUUGUGAGGAUGGAGGGCAAAUGUGGGAGUGAUCCACUGAAUCAUUUAUACGGCAAUUACUACACUUCUACGAUGUUUAAUGGGGAUUAUAGGAUAGGGGCUAGUGGUAACAAUCCAGACUAUAGCAGGGUUUACAGUGGACAGCCCCCCAUUAGUGUCAAUGAAAUUAAAGAAGUUAUGAGAAGAAUUCACUGUCCGCAAGCAGGGAAGCUGAAUUUCGGGGGAAAACUACCAGACACGCAUUAUCUAUUUGCUCUGUAAUUUGUUCUAAUAAAGUUUAAUUUUUUAAA
Messenger RNA from Tribolium castaneum (red flour beetle), 947 nucleotides. It is a transcript of the gene Spt3, whose product is annotated as Spt3. The transcript has a single exon. Gene Ontology annotation, biological process: transcription by RNA polymerase II. Gene Ontology annotation, molecular function: transcription coactivator activity; protein heterodimerization activity. Bases 25 to 918 code for a protein of 297 amino acids. Lineage: Eukaryota; Metazoa; Arthropoda; Insecta; Coleoptera; Tenebrionidae. The record is from RefSeq and is a predicted model, not a curated record.